Dreissena polymorpha is the source of this 1922-nucleotide messenger RNA. RefSeq lists its product as uncharacterized. Gene Ontology annotation, molecular function: zinc ion binding. The record is from RefSeq and is a predicted model, not a curated record. Bases 252 to 1922 code for a protein of 556 amino acids. NCBI's taxonomy places the organism in Eukaryota, Metazoa, Mollusca, Bivalvia, Myida, Dreissenidae. The transcript has 3 exons.
UGGCGUGCAGAAAAUGGAAAAGAGUGUUUUCCAAUAUACAUUAUAUAGCCUAAAGUAAAUAGAGAGGAACUGUUUCAGAUGCUUUUUUGUCAAGUAAAUAUUCGAUUGAAACGUGUAAUAUUAUGUUGAACUCGCGAGGUUCAUUAAACGCUUAGUUUUAGUGAAUGAACGGAGUAAAAUAUUUGUGAAAUAUUUAAUUGAACAUUAAUUUGCAUUUCUAGUUUCGCUUUGCAUAUGUUGAACGUGUGAAGAUGGCGGAGAAAGGAUCGGAUUUAUUUUAUGACGUUUGCUGCGAUAUUUGCGAAGAGAAAAAUGUCAAUAAGCAAGCCAUGUUUUAUUGUCAAAAAUGUUCGAAAGGCCUUUGUGACGACUGUUUAGGGCUUCACAAACAGUUUUUUACAAAGCAUGUCGCGUAUGGAAGAGAAGAGAUGGAUAAAUGGCCUUCUACAACAAAAUCGUUCGAUGACAUGCAGUUCUGUCUACAUCAUCCUGAUCGUCUGAUAGAGAUGUAUUGUGAAGAUCACGGUAAAUUAUGUUGCUCCAUGUGUCACUUCCAUGAACACAGGCCCUGUAUCAAGCUAGUGCUGAUAAAAGACAAAUCACAAGCCUUCCAUGAUGCGGGGGAAUUUCAUAAAAUAUGUGCAACUAUAACCAAUGUUCAACAAGAACUUAAGACUGCAAUUGAUGAUACACAGGAAUUUCUGAAGAAACUGCAGGGUUCGUAUGAUAAAGCUUAUGAUGAAAUUAAAGUGUUUCGUCAGAAAAUCAACGAUAUACUUGACGAAUUGGAGAGAAGUACAAUAUAUUCCUUGGAGACAUUGCUGCAAACAAUGAAACAGUCUUUAAAAACUGACACAGACAAGUGUUCUAAAGCCACAAACGGUUUGAAGAAAAUAAGCGACGCGAUCACUAAUAUUAAAACAGAUCAAAACGAUCUAUCAUUUAUAGCGUACCAAAGAGCAUCGGAAAUGGUUUCACAUGCAGAUAAUAUUUUGAAAGAAUUGACUGUUCACAGAAGCACUGUUGUAACGUUUAAGAGCAACCCUAGUAUUGAUGAAACACUAUCAGGGUUUCGUUGCCUUGGAGAUAUUAAAUGUGCUGAAAAGCAGCUGGAAAAUAAUAAAAACACGAUACUCAAGUGUAGUAACAAAUCGCUUUACGAUAUCCGAAGCGCAUCUGAUAAUGUUACAUGCGAGAUAAGGGGCAUAUGGGAGCUACCUGGUGGAGAAAUCCUUAUAGCAGACAACAACAACAAGAGGGUGAAAUUGCUUGAUACGCAGUACAAAGUUGUCACACAUACAGAUUGUUGGUCCCAUCCAUGGGAUAUGUGCAGUAUAAGCCCUACUGAGGUCGCUGUUACAGUUGGUGUAUAUGCUAGAAUCAACACUGUCCAAUUCCUAAUUGUCAACAAUAGACAGAUAGUUAAAGGCAGGGAACUGAAAAUCAUACACAAUUGUCAUGGUAUCGCACACUUUAACGGCAGUUUGUUUAUCACAUCACUGACUGCCUUGUAUCAGUACACACUGGCUGGUCAGCUGGUGAAAAAGAUCUAUGAAGAUACUUCUGGUAACUUCACAGCCCACAAGUGCGCAGUGUGUACCGAUGGAUCAAAGCUGUAUGUUACCAGUUUGCUGGACAACAAGCUCCUGACCCUGUCUAUGGAUGGGACGGUCUUGUCAUGCUUGAAAGAUCGUGUACUUCGAAGUCCUACAGGUGUACACGUUACAGAGACAGGACAGCUGAUAGUCUGUGGACGUGGUUCACACAAUGUAGUACAAGUGAAUGGUGAGGGCGGAGUAAUGACGCUGGCUUCCAAAACGGAUGGACUGCAUGAACCAGAGGCUGUAUACUUCAGUGCCUGCACUGGCAGGAUUAUUGUUGGUCAUACCAGUGAUAAGAUUCUGGUGAUCAAUACUAACUAA